GCUGCCUUCUUUGGGGUCGCACAGAGUCGCACACGACUGAAGCGACUUAGCAACAGCAGCAGCAGGUGGAGCCUACAGUGAAUAGUGGCGCAAUCAUUCAAUUCUUCAACACAAAUUUAUUGAGCACUUACUAGAUCUACCACAUUGCUUUGGCACCAAUGAUACAGCAAUUAAAGACAUAAAAAUCUCUGCCCUUCUGGGGAUGAGACAGAUUACAAAACGGUAUAGGUAGAGACUUCCUGUUAGUCCAGUGGCUCAGACUCCAUGCUCCUGAAGCAGAGCGCCUGGGUUGAUCCCUGGUCGGGGAACUAGAUCCCACUUGCAGCUAGGAAGAUGGAAGGUCCACGUGCUGCAACUAAAUCCUGAUGCAGCUAAAUAAAGACGUAAAUAUAUUUUUUAAAGCCAUAGGUAAAGUGAAUAAUAUAUUAGACAUUACUACAGUAAUCAAGCAAGUGGAAAACUGCAACUGGGCAAAGAGGGCAUGCAAGGCACAGGGAGAGACAGUGACAGGGUGUGAGCUUCAGAAGGAGGUUAAGGGGUCUUGGGGAAGGAGCUGGGCAGGAGAGCGUCCUUCAGCCGGGGUUGGAGAUAUCGGCGACCCUCUUAGCCUCCAGUUUCCUCCUGCGUCUUCUGUUCCCAAGAGUCGUCUGGAGACAGAGUGAAUCACUUAAGCCAAGUGCGGCGCGCGAGGCCUGGCAUCAAGGAGUCCCGCGGGUUCGGCCGCAACGGCUCGGGAACCGCCGGCGUCCGCGUCCACAGCACCGCCCGCCCAGCCGGAGCUGCCUAAGGCUCCAGCGCCAGACCUCCCGCGGUAACCCGGGAACCAGGGUCAAGCUCGUCGAGGGCACUCAGUCAGUGUUUGUGGAAUGAAUGAAUGACGGUCGUCCCUGGGAGCUUCUCUCUCCGUGCGGUCCCUGCUUUUGAAAGUCCAUGAGGAAAGACGGAACAAUGCAGCCAGAUAGGAGCUUCCAGAGUUUUUCCUCUAGGUACAGGCAAAGUUCUUUCACAUACGAUGUGAAGCGAGACGUGUACAAUGAGGAAAACUUUCAACAGGAGCACAGAAAGAAGACCGCGUCCUCUGGGAACGUGGACAUCGACAUCAGCACCGUCAGUCACCACGUGCAGUGCAGAUGCUCAUGGCACAAGUUCCGAAGAUGCCUGCUUACAGUGUUUCCCUUCCUAGAGUGGAUGUGUUUCUAUCGAUUCAAAGAUUGGCUUCUUGGAGACUUACUUGCUGGUAUAAGUGUUGGUCUUGUGCAAAUUCCCCAAGUCCUGAUGCUUGGUUUGCUGGCAAGGCAUCUGAUUCCUCCUCUCAAUGUCUCUUAUGCAGCUUUCUGUGCUUCAGUUAUUUAUGGAAUUUUUGGAUCAUGUCAUCAAAUGUCCAUUGGUACAUUCUUCCUUGUGAGUGCUCUGGCAAUCAAUGUCCUGAGGACAGAGCCAUUCAACAGGGGCCACUUAUUACUGGGAACUUUCAUCCAGGAUGACUUUUCUAACAUGUCCUUCUAUGAGAACUAUAACAGAUCCUUGAGUUCUGUGGCAUCUGUAACUUUGCUGACUGGGAUUAUUCAGUCAGGAUGGUAUCAGUGCAGGCCUAGUGGGGAGCCAGAACUUCCAUCUCCUCCCGGUAAAAAUGAAGAGUCCCUACUGCCUCAGGUGUCAGCGGAUUUUAAGAGGAGAACCUGGACUUCUACCUGGCCAGGCAGUAACAAGCUGUCUAUGGGCAUGUUAGGUUUUGGCUUCAUUGCCACUUACAUUCCGGAGGCUGCAAUCAGUGCUUACCUGGCUGCCACAGCCCUGCACGUUAUGCUGUCCCAGUUGACCUGCAUCUUCGGAAUUAUGAUCAGUUACAAUUCUGGUCCCAUCGCCUUCUUCUACAACAUAAUUAACUACUGUUUAGGUCUCCCUAAAGCUAAUUCCACCAGCAUCUUACUAUUUCUAACCGCUAUGGUUGCUCUGAGAAUCAACAAAUGUAUCAGAAUUUCCUUCAAUCAGUACCCCAUUGAAUUUCCCAUGGAAGUGUUUCUGGUUCUUGGCUUCGCUGCAUUUUCAAACAAGGUAAACAUGGCCACAGAAAACAGCCUGAUGCUCAUGGAGAUGAUACCUUAUAGCUUCCUGUUUCCUGUAACGCCAGAUAUGAGCAAUCUUACUGAAGUUCUUAUAGAAUCGUUCUCCUUAGCUUUAGUGAGCUCCUCUUUGCUCGUAUUUCUGGGCAAGAAGAUUGCCAGUUUCCAUAACUAUGACGUCAAUUCCAACCAGGAUUUAAUAGCCAUUGGCCUUUGCAAUGUCGUCAGUUCAUUUUUCAGAUCUUACGUGUUUACUGGUGCUGUUGCCAGGACCAUUAUCCAGGAUAAAACUGGAGGAAGACAACAGUUUGCAUCUCUGGUAGGCGCAGGCAUCAUGCUGCUCCUGAUGAUGAAGAUGGCACGCUUUUUCUACAGACUGCCAAACGCUAUAGUGGCUGGUAUUAUCCUGAGUAACGUCCUACCCUACCUUGAAGCUGUUUACACCCUACCCAGUCUGUGGAGGCAGAACCAGUAUGACUGUCUCAUUUGGAUGGUGACGUUCAUGUCUGCAAUUUUACUGGGACUGGAUAUUGGACUAGUUGUUGCAGUAACUUUUGCCUUCUUCAUCAUCACUGUUCAGUCACACAGAACUAAGAUUCUCCUCCUGGGUCAGAUCCCUAACACCAAUAUUUAUAGAAGCUUCCAAGACUAUCGGGAGGUUGCAAACAUUCCAGGGGUGAAGAUCUUCCAGUGCUGCAAUGCCAUCACAUUUGUCAAUGUUCACUACCUCAAGCGCAAGGUGUUAGAGGAGAUUGAAAUGGUAAAGAUGCCUCUUACAGAAGAGGAGAUUUAUACCCUGUUCAGUGAAAAUGAAGAGGCUGCACAGCGAGGAAAGAUCUGUCGGUGCCACUGCAGCUGUGAUGAGCCAGAGCCAUCGCCCAGGGUUAUUUACACAGAACGAUAUGAAGUUCAACGGGGCCGAGAGUCCUCCUUCAUUAACCUGGUCCGCUGCUCACGUUUUGAGGGCAUGAACACAGCCCAAACUAUGUCUGAAGACCAAGUACCGUACAUAACAUCUUCCUCAUCUCAGAGAAACCCAAACUAUGAGGAGGUGGAGAAAGUUUGGCUUUCUGAUGACCCCCCCAGGAGCAUGAUGAUCACACUCCCUGAGGCUUCUGAUACUCAGGUCAGGGCUACAAAACUCCUGCCUUACUCGACUUCAACUAUUCUACCCAGCAUCCACACCAUCAUCUUGGACUUCUCCAUGGUACAUCUUGUGGACGCACGGGCUUUGGUCGUAUUAAGACAGAUGUUCAGCGCUUUCCAAAAUGCCAACAUCUUGGUGCUCAUUGCAGGGUGUCACUCUUUUGUGGUCAGGUCACUUGAGAAGAAUGAUUUCUUUGACGCUGGCAUCACUAAGGCCCAGCUGUUCCUCACCCUCCAUGAUGCUGUGCUAUUUGCUUUGUCAAGGAAGUUGCCAGAGUCCUCCGAGUUAAGUGUGGAUGAAUCAGAGACCGUCAUACAGGAAACCUUCUCAGAGACAGACAAGAAAGAAGAAUCAAGACAUAAAACAAGCAGAAGUCUUAUAGAAGCCCCCAGAAGUAAAAGUCCAGGCUUCUCCUUACUCCCAGACCCAGAGAUGGAGGAGGAAUCAGACGUGGAUCUGUAUUCCACGAUACAGAUGUCUAAAGACCAUGGGCUGGAUCUGGACCUAGACCUGGAUCGUGAGGUGGAGCCUGAGUCAGAGCUGGAGCCUGAAUCUGAGCUGGAUCAAGAGACAGAGCUCGAGCCUGAGCCAGAGGCCAGUCCCAAGCCGAAUAGGCAGAAGUACUGGUCUCUGUUUAGGGCUAUAAUUCCCAAAUCCCCAACUCAGACUCAGGCUAGGACACAGUCAGUAGACAGGAGACAUCAAAAUGUGAAACCAUAUACAUCCAAGGCUGACACCAGUGAGGAUACCUUGGAGAUCUAGGAGUAAGGCAUCACAUUUCCUUGGCAAAUCCUCCCCACCCAAAUGGGGCCACUUGGCCCGGAGAUGCAGGCUACUUACAAACUAGCAGUACUUGCUUGGUGACUCCUCCACCUGCUGGCCUCCUUCCGUGCUCAGCACUGGGAUCGCACUCCCAGAUCACAAUGCUAACCAACCAAGAAUUAUCUCUGAAUUCCUUAUCCAGGCUCACUUCAUCUCACCUUCACCAGAUGUUCCACUGAGGACUUCCUUCUUCAUACCCCUCACCCUUGAGAUUUUUUU
Molecule: messenger RNA, 4251 nt
Organism: Bubalus bubalis (water buffalo)
Lineage: Eukaryota; Metazoa; Chordata; Mammalia; Artiodactyla; Bovidae
Gene: SLC26A8
Product: solute carrier family 26 member 8
Exons: 22
Coding region: 931-3972 (1013 amino acids)
Biological process (GO): transmembrane transport
Cellular component (GO): membrane
Molecular function (GO): oxalate transmembrane transporter activity; bicarbonate transmembrane transporter activity; chloride transmembrane transporter activity
Source: RefSeq, a predicted model, not a curated record